Molecule: messenger RNA, 3024 nt
Organism: Dermatophagoides farinae (American house dust mite)
Lineage: Eukaryota; Metazoa; Arthropoda; Arachnida; Sarcoptiformes; Pyroglyphidae
Source: RefSeq, a predicted model, not a curated record
AUCACAGCGACAACAACAACAACAGGCAUCAUUCUGUCCACGACAAAUGAUUAUGAUGAAUGAAACAAUGACAAAUUUGAACAACACUCCCACAACUAGUAAUAAUAAUAUUAAUUGGCGUGAUGAGGCUGAUGGUAGUGAAGAAGAUCGAAUGAUACGUUUUAUAUCAUUACCAACAACAAAGUCUAAAGUGCCUGAUUCAACAACAACAAAUGCCGGUAUUGUUCAUCAUCAAAAUAAUCAAACUACACAACAACAACAACAACAACAACAAUCAAUGGAAAUGAAUUCAACCAUAAUGGACGAUAAUAACAAUGUUGAUGAUGUAGAUGAAGAUCAUACUAAUGAUAAUAUUAGCCAUCAUCAACAAAUGAAUAUGACCAAAAAAAUUUUAAAUCAAAAUGCUCAAAAUCAACAACAACAACAACAACAACGAUUACAACAACAAGAAUUUUAUAUAAAUCGAAUGGUUGAUCUUGUGGAUUCGUUUAAAAAAUUACUCAACUCAUCUUCAACAGGAUCAAAUAAUCAACAACAGAAUAUUGAAGAUCAUCAACAAUCAACAUCAACAGCAUGUAAUAAUAAUAAUAAUAAUAAUAAUCGAAGAAAUAUAAAUGGUCCUAAUAUUCGAACAAGAGAAAAAGUACCGAUUAUAUCGACAAAUAAUAAUAAUAAUCGUUCAUCACCAUUAAGAACAUCAACAACAAACAAUGAUAUAAAAUUGAAUAAAACCACAAAUUUUAAUUAUCUACCUUCAACUAAUAAUAGUACAUCAAAUCCAUCUACAUCAUCAUCAUCAUAUCGAUUUAAUGCUUUCAACAAUAACAACAACCAAAAUGUUGCCGAAACGGCAAUUAAUAAAAAUCGAAAUGGCCAAAAACAGUUCAAUAAUUUUAACAAUUUUCGUCCGAGUUAUCGUCGUUUUCAAUCGGUACCAAACAAUUCAUUAGAUGAACAAUUCAAUUUGAUGAACAUGAAUAAUAACAAUUUUCUACAAUCAAAUCAUAUGGAAAACAAUCAACAUGCUAAUUUUAUCGUUGAUACAACAUCGCCAACAUUCGAUAGUAAUUAUUUCAAACAAAUCAAUCAACAAGUUUAUCAGCUAUUAAUGUUACAAAAUUAUCAGAUCAAUCAACAACAUCAAUUGAUUAUGGCAUGGAUUGAAUGUCAACAGGAAUGGCUUCGAUUACAGCAAUCAUCAAUCAAUCAAUCGGCUACAGCUACAAUAGAUGAAUCGAUAACAGAAUCAAAUAAUUUGAUGGAUUGUCCACCGCCACCACCAUCAAUUAUUUCCAAUCAUCCAUUGAAUAAUCAAAUCGUACCUGGUGUACGUGCAAAUAAUUUCUGGGAUAAUUUCCGUAGUCAAUCAUUCCAGAAUAAAUUACAAACAUCGACAAAUGUAUCAUUACAACAGCAACAGCCGCCACAACAACAACAACAGCCAAAUCAUCAAUAUCCAACAUUUACAAGUCGUGAAAAUUUUCUCACACAUGAUGGCAAUGUUGCCUGUAAUAAUCUUUGUCAAAAUGUUUGUAAUAAAAAUUCACGUUCUCAUUCAUUUUCUGGUUUUACUAGUGCUGCAAAUUUAAUUUUUGGCCACAAUAAUAACCAGAAUAAUGAAAGUAAUAAAUGUAAGAAUCAAUUGAAAAAUAAUUUGCUUAAUACAUCACCAUAUUUAUCGCCUCAUCAUCAUCAUCAUCAUCAUCGGCUUUAUUCACAGCAAAAUCAACGUCAAAAUAAUAAUUUAAAUGUUGAUCAUCAAUAUCUACGAAAUAGUACCAAUAAUAUCAGUAAUAAUGAUAAUAUAAUUGAAAGAAAAUUAUCCAAAUUAAUUUCAAUUGUAGAAAAUUUGGUACAAUCUAAUAAUGAUGGUACAAAUUUGAAUGGAUUAAAACGUAAAAAAACCAGCAAUGUUGAUUUGAUAAAUCUGCCAGAUUUACGGGAAGAUGCCUGUGAAUGUGAUUUAGAUGUUGUUGAUGCUGAUCUUAAUGAUGAUAGUGAUGAAGAUGAUGCUGAAACCAUUCAAGAUAGAUCUAAUCUGGUGGAUAAAUCGACCAAUUUUCAUCUAUACCAGCAACAAUUAUCAUCAUCAUCAUCCAUAGAUUUAUUUGGUAAUGGUCAAAGAAAAAAUGAUGUUUUGAAAAAUAAUUCAAAAACAACAAAUUCAGAAAUUAUACGUCCAUUGAUGCCAGCUGAAGGUCGUUCAGCAACUGAACCACAACCACCGCCCCCGUUGAAACCAUUAAAAUUACCAAUGAUGUUAUCAACGUUGACAUCAUCAUCUUCAUCACAACCAAAAACUUCAUAUCGUCCUCCAAUCACUGGCAAUGAAUCGGUUAACAAUUCGUUCUUAAAUGGGAAAAAACCAAUGCAAAAACCCAAAUUAAUUUCAUCAUCUAUAGCGAAUGGAGAAAAUUCAACAAAAACUGUUUCUGAUUCGCCAUGUAAAAACCUUGAAAAAUUAAGCAAUGGAAAUUCAGAUGCCGAUGCAAGCGAUUCAAAUCAACCAAAACCAUCAGUAUCCGAUGAUGACGAAUCAUUCAAUCAAAGUAAUAAUGGUGAUAUAUCCAUGCCAUCAACAUCAUCUUUAUUGACCGAUUUAUCAAAAGGAAAUAAUGAAUCAAAAGAAUCGAAUGGUGAUGAUAAUGUUAAACCUUUACACAUCAAUCUAGCAAAUGAUCCAAAUCAACGAAAUGGCCAUAAUGACAGCAGCAGCAGUGAUGAUGAUGAUGACAUUGAUGAUAGCAAUGAUCAACGUAAUGAAGAACAACAACAACAAUUGCCACAACACCAAGCUGAUAUUCGUAUCCAUGUUGUUCCAUUGGUUGUCAACGGUAAUGCUAAUGAAGUGCGAACAUCUGUACGUCUUAGUGGUGAUGGUGAACAAGGAUUAUGAGAAAAGGAUUGAUUUUGCUUUCAUCUAAUUUGAUAAUAUUGCUCAAUUUAAAAAAAAUUUUUGAAUAGAUAAAGAUACACGAUUGUCAUAAUCAAUAAAAUGUGUCAUUGUUUUUUAUUUUUAUUUUA